Molecule: messenger RNA, 888 nt
Organism: Sclerotinia sclerotiorum 1980 UF-70
Lineage: Eukaryota; Fungi; Ascomycota; Leotiomycetes; Helotiales; Sclerotiniaceae
Exons: 1
Coding region: 1-888 (295 amino acids)
Biological process (GO): DNA damage checkpoint signaling; DNA repair
Cellular component (GO): checkpoint clamp complex; nucleus
Source: RefSeq, a predicted model, not a curated record
AUGGAUGUAGUUCUCCUUGUAACUUUUUUUUUAGGAAUCGUAUUUCUUGACAAGGCUCUGUUUACUACUUUCAAUUGCACUCUUCCGGAAGCAGAACUCGAAGAGGAUCAGGAAGAUGCAUCCUUGAAAGAUUUACCUGCCUUUCAAAUAUCGCUUUCCGCCUUGCUCGAAACUCUACAGAUUUUUGGCGCAGCAGAUGCCACUUCACGAUUUUUCAAACCCGAAAAUGAAGGCUACAAUAGUAAUAUCCGUCCAAAUCGUCCAAAUGCAUUUAGCAACCAAGCUUUGGGAAUGGCCGGUGUAUGUCGUUUUUCUUAUGCCGGAACAGGAUCACCUUUUAGUAUUAUCCUUGAAGAAGCUGGGGUUACUACAACUUGUAAUCUCAACACUUAUGAACCAGAAGACAUUGAAGAAAUACCAUUCCAAAGGAAUUCGAUGCAAGUCAAAAUCAUUAUGCAAGCUCGUUGGCUUUUUGAUGCCAUUCAAGAAUUGAGUUCCACAACUCCAAAUCGACUUGAUAUUCUUGCUCUACCUUCGAAACCCUUUAUCAGCUUAUCCGCUACUGGUCAUUUGGGUAGUGCUAGUGUCGAUUUUUCUAAAGGGAGAGAGCUAUUAGAAACUUUCGCGGUCAAAGAAAGAUGGUCUCAAAGUUAUCGUUUUGAUAUGAUAAAAGCUGCUGGUGAGGCUAUGAGAUUAGCGAGUAAAGUUAGUGUAAGGGGUGAUGAGCAAGGUGUUUUGAGUUUGCAAUUUAUGGUUGAGGUAGAAGGUGGUGGUGUUAGCUUUGUUGAUUUCAGAUUUGUGCCAUUCAUUCGAGGAGAAGAUGAUGAAGAUGAGGAUAGUCAGGUGGAUGAUGGUGAUGAGUUUGAAGAAGAAGGUGAUGAUGAAUAG